This is a messenger RNA of Adineta steineri, 279 nucleotides long. NCBI's taxonomy places the organism in Eukaryota, Metazoa, Rotifera, Eurotatoria, Adinetida, Adinetidae. The record is from the annotation of a GenBank genome assembly.
AUGGCUUAUUACGGUAGUGGAUACGUUGCUCCAAGUGGAAGUGUUUUUGGCGGAUACCUUGGUGGUUAUAAUCAAACUCCAGAAGGUUUUGUUUUUCCUUCAAAUACAAAUACUAUAGGACUUGGCUAUUCAACUGUGUCGGAUCUAGAUCCAAUUAAUUAUUAUCCUGGUGUUGCUCAUUAUUGGCCAUCAUCUGCACUUAUUGAAUCACAACCGGUCAUUACUCCAAUAAGUAGUGGAUUUCUUGAUCCGAAUUUUGGUAUUAUUAGUGAACUGUAA